CCGGUCCUGGUUUAUAUCCGUUUUUUAAUUCAAAAAUGAAUUCAACUCGGAAAUAACCGGAACCGGUUUGUCACGUGUCUUUAAUGUAGAGAAUCGGAUACUUACGGUGGUGCACACCGUGGGGAAUCACACUCGGAGGGUGGGACCCGCAAGGACAACUAACACUAUCAAAAAUUCAACCCUCCUGGUAUUGCAUUUAAUUAAUUGAACGGUUUAUUUGGAAAGUAAAGAAGCAAGAGUCGGUUAUGUCUUCCCUCCAGACGACAAGGGCUUUUAUUCGGACACCACUAAAAAUGGACAGCUAAACUCUCUCUUUUAAUUAUUUUAAAUUACGUGAUUAUAGAUUAGAUUGCCACUUGAUUAUAAAUUAAGAAAUUUAUAUUUAGUGUGAUAUCUAGCUUUAAACCGGAACUCAUCGCCACCGUCCGAUUUGGUAAGAUAGACCAGAGGACGUGGGCACGAGUCCCCCUCCUUCUGUUCACGUUGGUCCCACGUAGCCAUCUUAGUAUCGUUUUUCUAGCCGUCCGAUUGAAUCCCAUGAAGCUGACAUGUGAGCCCCCACUUUUUACCUAUUUUACUAUAGUUUUCGAGUUUGAGAUAAUUAUGCAAAAUCAUUUUGGAACUUUGAUUAUAUAUAAUAUAUUUGACAAAACUUUGAUUAUAUAUAUUUUAGCUUUAAUUAGUCCCACGGAUGCAAGUAUGCAACCGUUUUGAUCAUCAACUGUCUUUAAUUAUAUCCAAUCUAUAUAAGAUUUUGGAGUCUAUACCAACUAAAAAACAUCUGAUUUAGACCAUGGAUUAUUCAUCAUAUUUUCCAUUGUUUUUCUAUCACUUAUAUACAUUGCAAAUCAUCAAGUUAUUUUCUUAUUGCAUCGAAUAAUUAGUUCAUUGUUUAUUAUUGUAAUGUAAUUGUAUUGUAUUGCGGUUACGAUAAUAAAUUAUUCUUUUAUGUUAGACAGUUGAAUCACACUUUGUAACUUAUAUGUGUUUUGCAUAAUUGCAAAGCUAAACUAUACAAGUAAAAAUAUAGUCACGGAAUAAAUGUGAGAAAUUUAUUACAGUUUUGUUAUUCCUUUUUCAAUUGUUUUUCUUUGCCUAAAAUUUGAUAUAUUUAGGCGAAAAAGAAGACUUAAAGUUAGGGAAGUAAAAAGAAAAAAAAAAGAGACAAAUCCCACCAGUCGUGUCUUCUUGUUCAUCCUUUGUUUCCUUCUCACUGUUAUUAGCCUUACUUAAAGUCGCAAACUUUGCUUCGAAUUCAACCCAUCUCUCAUCUCCUCUUCCCCCUUCGCAAUCAAAUCUCCAACUAAAUCAAUCUCUCUGCUCAAUUCUCACUCUUCUGCUGGGUUUCGAGAAUUCUCUAAUGGAAGGCGGUUCGGCUUCGACUUUGUCAAACGACGAAAACCUCGUCGUCUCCUCCGAGGAUUCUUCUUCUCCGACAGAGAACGGUCUCGAGCUUCGUCUUACGUUGAGCCUCGGUCGAAAAGGGUAUCGAGAUCGUAGGGCUUCUCACGCUAAUGAUGAUUCUUCUUCUUCUUCAUCGUCAUCACCUUCUUCCUUGAGUAGCAGAGCUAGCGUAACGGCUGGGAUCAAGCGAACAGCUGAUUCCAUGGCACCACCUACUAGUGGGCAAGUUGUGGGAUGGCCACCAAUAAGGACUUACAGGAUGAACAGUAUGGUUAACCAAGCCAAGACAUUGGCCAUGGAAGAUCCACAACAAGUAAACAAAAAUAGAAGUGAUGCAACAAAGAUGAGAAGCUCGAUGUUUGUGAAGGUGACGAUGGAUGGUAUUCCCAUUGGAAGGAAAAUCGAUCUGAAUGCUCAUAAAUGUUAUGAAUCCUUGUCCAACACUCUCGAAGAUAUGUUUCUCAAACCCAAAUCAGUUUCAAGCACACAAGAAACAGAUGGUCACUUGGAAACAAGGCUCAAGAUACUACCAGAUGGGUCUUCUGGAUUAGUACUAACAUAUGAAGACAAGGAAGGAGAUUGGAUGCUUGUUGGUGAUGUUCCGUGGAGGAUGUUUAUUGGUUCUGUGAAAAGGCUCCGGAUAAUGAAAACAUCAGAAGCUACUGGUGCAGCUAAAAUGAACUUAUAAAGCAUAUAAAUAAACUACAAGAACCCUUUUAUGUUUGAAGCAAUAAUAAGACAGAUCAAAAGAGAAGACAACAACAAUGUAAGAAUAUUCUUGCCUUCACAGUUUUUUUUGGCUCUGCCAUUUAUUUAGUUAGCUAUAUUGUUCAACUUUGUAAAAAUCACAAAACGUUUCAGAGCAAUGCACAAGUUAAUAAUAAACAUCUGUAAAGAGAGCAAAGUUAUUCUA
Brassica napus (rape) is the source of this 2317-nucleotide messenger RNA. RefSeq names its product auxin-responsive protein IAA11-like. Bases 1361 to 2092 code for a protein of 243 amino acids. Gene Ontology annotation, molecular function: protein binding. Gene Ontology annotation, biological process: regulation of DNA-templated transcription. The record is from RefSeq and is a predicted model, not a curated record. Gene Ontology annotation, cellular component: nucleus. The transcript has 5 exons. Lineage: Eukaryota; Viridiplantae; Streptophyta; Magnoliopsida; Brassicales; Brassicaceae.